Molecule: messenger RNA, 1065 nt
Organism: Rhodotorula toruloides NP11
Lineage: Eukaryota; Fungi; Basidiomycota; Microbotryomycetes; Sporidiobolales; Sporidiobolaceae
Exons: 5
Coding region: 1-1065 (354 amino acids)
Source: RefSeq, a predicted model, not a curated record
AUGCGGCGGCAUUCGCGCACGGGUGACGAGCUCAUCAACGAAGACGACGAGCAAAGCGCGGCGACAAAUGACAUCACUAGCAUCCGCAAUAUGGACAAGCUCAAAGUCUUCUUCAAGUAUACGGCUGUCAAGGCUGAGCUCGACAAAGCCGAGCUUGAGCGGGAUGCUCUCCUAGAUGCGCUCUGCGAGACUCGUUCGACCCUCUCAGACGUCCGGUCUCAGCGAGACAAUCUCGAUGCGGAGCUAAAGCGGGAGAGACAACUCACAGCCCUCGUCAAGCAGCACCUCGGCGGACAUCCAGACCAUGUGCAGGAGAAGCUUGCGGAUCUGGUCGCGACUCGCCAGGAAUGGGAGAUGCGGACGAGGUCGGCGGAAGAAGAGCUCAACGUGUUGCGGCGUGAACUCGCCGAAGUGCGUGAGCGGGAAGAGCUGCUCGAGCGGGAGAACGUGAUGAUGGGGGCACACCUCGCCCCUGCCGAGAUGGCUCGGGACGGUUUGGCGGGCCUCGAACGCAUUGACACAAACAACUCGACGCAGCACAGCAAAUCUCCUCAACUCGGCAACGGCCUUCCUGUCGCCGCUUCUUCCGCUUCCGUCCGCUCUCAGCACUCGAGCUCCGAUGCCAGUCAUCGACGCCGCAAAUCCUCCCUCCUCGCCUCGCCAACCCUCACGAUGAGCCGCACGACUUCCGUCAACACAGCCCGCCCAUACGAGCAUUUGCCCUCGCUGCCGUUCGACGCAUCUCGUCUCCUUCGGCGGACCCAAGUCCAGCUACGGGUUGGCGCCAGCCCACUCAAGAACCGCUCACCAUCCUCGCAUCCCUACGACCCGAGCGUCCCGCCGUCUCUACCCUUCGCGGCGCGCGACCUUCGUAGGUCGAAGAUGUCGAGCGACUCGACUCAGACGGACGAGUACAGCGAGUACGCGGAUCAGUCGUUCGAUUUGUCGACGGGCGUCAAAGGACUGGCAAGGCUGAAGAGGGCCGACGCGGCGUUCUUAUCGGACUUGACGAGCGAGAUCGAGCUGUCGCCGGAGGAUGCGAGGGGUCGCAAGGCCGGCGAGUAA